UCAGUUUUGUCAUUUAUUGUUGUAUUUUUGGGCUACACAUAAACAUUAAAUAAAUAAAAAUACAAAAAUAGUUGAAGAGAACAUUAUCCGUUUAUUGUUUGUUAUUGAGUUUUACUUGGUUAAUACACGUAUUAUGUAAAAACUGGCUUCUCAUUCACACAUUCCACACACAUGCAAAAUUGAUUAGGACAAAAAAAAAAACAAAAAAAAAAGAAAGUGCUUGGGCCACAGAGCGAAAAGCUGAAAGGCCUUGGAAAAGAAACGCGAGCUAAUUGGAAAACUCAAAAAGGGAAGCAAUCACUAAGAAAAGUUGGCAAUGAACUUGUGCUGGCAAUGAACUCCAGACUUGAAGGCGCUCAACAGCUUUCGGGGCACACGAGUCCCAUGGCCAACGAAUGCAAGCAGAGUAAUCCCAAAUGGGAGUUGACAAAACUUUACAACGAGCUCAUCGAGGAGUGCAAACGCAGUCACGAGGAAGCCAUCCUGCCACGUUUCCUGCGCCACGAGUUAGAGAAGCACGCACGAGAGACCCGUCGCGACCUGGUUCGCAAGCAGCGUAAUGGCUGUGCUCCACUUUUCAUUGCCUGCAAACGUGGCGCAGUUGCGAUUGCCGAGUAUCUGAUAACCAUUUGCGAGGCGGACAUCGAGCAGCGUGGUCACUUUGAGGUGCCCGAGGACAAUAGCUUUCACUAUGUGUCCCCGCUCUGGGCAGCUGUCGUCUCUGGCAAGCUGGCUAUGGUCAAGUAUUUGGUGCGCGUCGGCUGCGACAUAAAUGCCACAUCCGAUUCGGGUUCAACGCCGGUGCGCAGUGCCUGCUACAUGACACACACUGACAUUGUCAAGUUUCUUGUGGAGAACGGUGCCGACAUCAAGAAGCCCAACAUCAAUGGCGGCACCUGCCUAAUCAACUCGGUGCAGUCCGUACAGCUUUGCCUGUAUCUGGUGCGCAAGGGGGCGGAUAUCAAUGCACGCGACAUACAGGACAAAACGGCUCUGCACUAUGCGAUACAGGAGCAUCGAUUGGAUACCACCAGAAUGCUGAUCGAACAGGGGGCCGAUCCAUUUGCCAAGAGUCGGUAUGGUGACGAUGCGCUGCGAACGGCGUGCCUGAAGGGCGCUCAUCAGAUAUUCGAUUAUUUGAAAAAGGAACUCACAUAUACGGUGGAUCGCAUCGCCGAUGCGCAUGAGCUAAUGGGCUCCACAUUUCUGGACGAGCACAAUGAGUCUCGUGUGUGCAUUCUGCACUGGCGCAUGGCACACCACAUUCGUGCCGCCUACACGCCCUACGUUGAGAAGCAGCCAAAGUUUCCGCUGUGUAAGGCAUUUGAAUAUGCCGAAGAAUUUACGACGCUUGAGGAACUCGAUAAUAUUGCCACAGAUAUGGAUGCGAUGCGUACGCAGAGUCUGUUAAUCUGCGAACGAGUGCUGGGACACACCCAUAAGGAUAUGUUGUUCCGUUUGACCUUUAGGGGUGCCUCAUAUGCCGACUCAUUGCAGCUGCAGCGUUGCAUCGAUCUCUGGAGUCUUCUGCUCGAGAUUCGCGUCAAUAAUUGGUCCAUUUUGCAUUUUGAGACAUGCUUCGCUGCCCAGGCAUUGGUGCGCCUCAUGCUCGAUCUGCAUGUACGCAACUCUAGCCACAUGCGAAGCGAUGCACGCGCUCAUUUUAUGCAUCAGGAUAAUCUACUGCCCAAGUUCUGGGAUGUGCUUGGCGUAUUUCAAACGCUUGCCGAGGGCGCUGUUGCGGUCAAGGAGCUGCUGCAGGUGCGUCCCGUCUUCCGGCGCCAGCAGGAGAACUAUGACCGUGUAUUGCGCUGCUUGGCACAUCUCAUCUAUCUGUUGAUCAAUACCGUCCACACAGAGGAUCAGCGCAAGGUGAUUUAUGAGACCGUCCACGAGACAGUGGUUGUUGGAAAUUUGCGCAGCGCCAGCACAGCAGACACCCUACUACACUUGAGCGCCUCAAGGCUGAAUGUGAUCAAAAGCGGUUAUUUCACCGAAGACAAUUUUGCCGAUAAGACUGUGUUUCCCAAUGCGGAGGUCAUCAAACUGCUUAUCGAAUGUGGCAUUGAUGUCAAUACGAAAAAUGAAGCCAAAUCAACCCCAUUGCAUGUCGCCUGUCAGCCUUACAAUUUUGAUAACGAGAUUGUACACUUGUUGUUGAAGUGUGGCGCGGACAUCGAUCAGCCAAAUCGGGCAGAAAAGCGACCCUAUGACUCUAUUGCCUCCAAUCCCACCAACACCAUACCGCUGCUCAACUUCGUCUCGCUGCAGUGCCUGUGUGCGACGGUUCUGAGUAAGCAUAAGAUAUAUUAUAAGGAUCAGUUGCACAAGCAGCUCGAGCAAUUUGUGCAUGACCAUGAGCCUUGAGUGGGUCACAUUAAUAAUUUUGGAAACACAUCUCUGUUGAAAUUGUUAGUAGGCAUAUUUAAUAUUGGCCAUAUCGAAAUUUAACCAGUGUAUCUCCUGUUACUUUUAAAACUCUACUAUUGUUAACUUAUUCGGCUUAAUGUAGUUAAAAACUCAAUAACGAAACAUACAAAACAGAAGAAAAUGAAAAUGCUGCACAAUUAUGUGUAGCAAAAGCAAAAUGUGUAAGAGAUCAACGUGAUAUUAAAUCUGCAUAGGAAAUGAAAUUGAAUCAUUAAUAUUUUAGUAAACUUACAAACAUAACUAACAGAGAAAAGCAAACCACAUGUUCUAUGCAGCUGUUCAACUAGUUCAUAACAAUAAACUGUAUACUGUACACAUAAUCUGCAUUCAAAUUUAUGCCUGAAUACUGUAAACACUUACAUCAUUAUAUAAACAAACAAAAAAACAAAAUAUAUAUAUAGUAUAUAUACAUAUAUAUAUAUACAAAUACCUAAUAUUUAUACACAUUCGAAUAGAAUAACUAAUUUAUUACAUGUUAACAAAUUGAAAUUAAACUCCAAAUGCAAUAUUGUAAAAUGUUAGUGGGCCAAAUUGAAAAACUUAUCUCGCUCUAGUUGGCUUUAAAAAAGGGAACUUGCUUUAAGAACAUUGCCUUUUUGUUUUCCAAAUAACUGCAAAAGUUAGUGCCGCCUAAGGCACUUGCUUCUCUAUCUGUAUUAAACUUGUGUGUCAGUAUUGACUCGUUUUUGUAUAUAUAUAAGUGUAUUAACGCAAACGUAAAAUCGAAUCUAAUCAAUAAAUCAAUAGUUUACAGUUUACUGACAAAUACA
Messenger RNA from Drosophila grimshawi, 3200 nucleotides. It is a transcript of the gene m-cup, whose product is annotated as protein fem-1 homolog C. Gene Ontology annotation, molecular function: protein binding. Bases 334 to 2367 code for a protein of 677 amino acids. The transcript is spliced from 5 exons. Lineage: Eukaryota; Metazoa; Arthropoda; Insecta; Diptera; Drosophilidae. The record is from RefSeq and is a predicted model, not a curated record.